UUUAUUGCACUACCCAGUGGUUGCUCUCGGACGUUUUGAAUUUCCUGGAUGACCUGGUCGUCCUGGACGUGCUGGGGUAAACCUGAACUUCAAGUUCAGGCACUCAGGUUGGCUUGGAGAGGAAUCAGGUGAGAUUCACCUGUUCCAUCACCAGAUGUCGUCAGUCCCGAGUCCAUAAUCAACAAAUUGCCAGUGCAUCACGAGCCCUUGAGCACUUGAUCAGUCCACACCCCAGGUAUUCGUGAUCUCCAGCCCCCCAAACCCACCAAAAUCAUCAUCACCUGGAUUAAUUACCCUGGUGAGUUCCCCAGGGCCUGCAAAUCAACAAUACCCCAGUGAAACAAAUAACUCAUCAACAUCGAGUGUCCAACGAAUGUUCCCACGCUCUCAUUGUCAUGUAACUGUGUGUUGGUGACGUGCGUGUGAAAUUCCAGAGUGAAGAUGAAUGCACAACACGUACAGGAGCAUGGACACGCUGUUGUCGUGUGGGAAUGGGAAAAUAGACAGGGUAGAUGGAGACCCUACAGUCCAGCUGUAUCACAGCAUCUAGAACGCGCACAUUUUAAAAAACUCACUCGAGUUUUUCUCAAUGACGCCGAUACAACACUCGACAGGUACUACAUCAAUUUGAAAACAAAGACCCAGUGCAGCGACGAUGGGGAUGAGAUUCACAGUGUCAGACGUAAAUUCUAUCUGCCAGGAUCACCAGCUGGUAAAGGUGCCAAAUGGGAAUGGGCUGGUGACACCGACGACUGGCACACGUACGACAUGGAAGUGCAAUGUCUCAUCGAAGAGGCAUGGGCAAUGGGAAACAAAACUAUUGACGUUUCAAAAACGUACUUGGGAUUUCCCUACAUCAUUAAUUUCUGCAAUCUCACGCAAGUCCGAUGUUGCACUGGAUAUGUGCGUCCAAUACGUCGGGUGCAACAAGCCCCUUAUCCUCUAGUCAAGGUCACCCUGGAUGAGCUUCACUAUGCGACAGGAAGACGACCAUUGCCGCAGCCCAAUGUCAAGAAUACCAGCAGCAAGAGUGCCCUGAAGAAGCCACCGUGUGGCAGCUCCAAAAAAUCCUCGAAGAAGAGUAAAAGCAGUGAAAACGGUCCCGCAAAUAUAGCCCGAGUAAUCCUGAGUAACUUCAAUAUUUUCGGUACAAAGACGCCGAUGGAGCCAGCCCCGAUAACCCCAACCGAGUCAUCCCAGAAGCGAAAAAACUGGGAGAGUGUCCUGGACGCUGACUCAAGCAGCACCAAGAGUGGCCGUCGUCCAAGUGUCGACACUGUCUCCACGUACUUGAGCCACGAGAACCCAGUGGACCUUCUGGACAGCAGCAUCGGUAGCGACGAGCUCUUCAAGGAUUCAGGCGACAUGCAAAUGCACUCGGACGUUAUAUCGCAGUACGUCAAGGUCGUGGAGAGCGAUGGAACGGAUUCGUGUCCAGUUUGUCUAGGUACACCGGAGCCUCUCACCGUGGAAUUGACGAGGUGCCAUCACCGGCUGCAUCUAGCGUGUCUCAACGCAAUGCUCAGCUCCCAGCAGCACCCCAUGUACAUCCAGUGCCCAGUCUGUCGCAUGAUCUACGGGGAAAAACGGGGAAAUCAGCCCCCAGGUUCCAUGAACUGGACGAGGAUACCCAGGGCACUCUCAGGAUUUCCCCACACCCACACCAUCCAGAUUACUUAUGACAUUCCAUCCGGAAUUCAAGGCCCGGAACACCCCAACCCAGGCCAGACGUACUACGCCGUCGGUUUUCCCCGGGUCUGCUAUCUCCCUGAUAACGAUCUGGGGCGCAGGGUCCUCCGACUCCUGCAGAUCGCCUUCGAGAGACGUCUGACCUUCACAAUCGGUAGAUCAGUGACGACGGGACGUGAGGAUGUCGUCACCUGGAACGAGAUUCAUCACAAAACUGAGUUGGGACCGUCGACCUCGGGUCACGGAUACCCAGACGUCACUUACCUGGAGAGGACACUGUCCGAAUUGGCGGCUCAGGGCAUAACUGAUGGACAAUCCACGUCCCAUUAUCAAGAAUUACGUUAAUCCCUUCGUUCCCAUGAUAACGAGGGACAACCCAUCAUACAAUAGAAAGUAUUAAAUAAUUUUCGAAAAAUUAAUUAAUUAUACAUUCGAGAGAAAAAAUAGACGAUUGUUUCUUUCCGGGCGUCACCGAGGAACUGAUAGACUUACUCUCUUGCUUUCGGUUUAUAUCUUCCAUUUAAUUAGAAGACACUUUUUUUUAGAACAAAAUUAUUUUGCGUUAAGAUUUUUCAUUAUUUUAUCGUUCCAGUGUAGAGAACAUAUGCUCAGAUUGUUUAAUUAUACAGAUAUAUAUAUAUACAGAACUGUCGGCGAAUAUAUUUUGUAAGUUUAUAUUUAAUAA
This is a messenger RNA of Fopius arisanus, 2374 nucleotides long. RefSeq names its product deltex (gene dx). Gene Ontology annotation, cellular component: nucleoplasm. Gene Ontology annotation, molecular function: zinc ion binding; ubiquitin protein ligase activity. The record is from RefSeq and is a predicted model, not a curated record. The transcript is spliced from 3 exons. Gene Ontology annotation, biological process: Notch signaling pathway; protein ubiquitination. Bases 442 to 2034 code for a protein of 530 amino acids. Lineage: Eukaryota; Metazoa; Arthropoda; Insecta; Hymenoptera; Braconidae.